GCUGGGGGACCCGAGGUGAGAGGUGCAGCCAAGGGGGGACAGCUGGUACCCGCAGGGGAGCGAGGUCAGGGGCCCCCUAAGCCCGUGGGAACGUCCGGCUGCUCGGCUUUCGCGGAAGUGUGGCCGAGUUGAGGACAAGUUAACUCCCAGCAGGAGGUUGCUAUUAAAUAUUAACCUGAGGGAACAAGUCAUCCCGCUUGCUUUGGCGCUCUGCAAGCAUGUAGGUGUCCAAAACGGCAUGGCCCAGGACCUGCACCUAAGGGCAGCCUCUGGUAAAGGCAAACGAUGAGCAGGUGGCGUUCAUUUACCUGCCUGGCCCUCCUUAGUGAGGAGAGGGAGGAAGAAAAGUACUCUUUAUUCUAAUUUCUGCAUGCAUUGUAGAAAAUAAUCAUAGCCUUGCUAUUCUGAAUGAAGGAUUUCUUUGCUUUCAGGAAAAAAAGCCUGCAUGAUGCCUUAAACAAGGCAGUUUCUCUGCCGCAGAGGCUAGCCACGUCCGCUAAUAAGCCGAGCGCUAUGAUGGCACUGGGCUGAAUUAAUCCCAUCUCUGCGUUCAUGUCAUUGCAUCUCCGACUCGGGCAGGAGCCCCUGCGCAGAGCCGUGAAUUGCUCCUGCUGCAGCGAGCUCCCCGUGAGCACUGGGAGAAGUCGGGGUGGACAUUUCUAACAGCAGUUUUUCCCUCUGCAGGCUGUUCCAUGGGAAACAGCAGCAGCCGGCUCUACAGCGCGCUCGCCAAGACGCUGAGCAGCAGCGCCGUGCCCCAGCACCGGGACUGCUUGGGGCAGCCCGACGCGGCGCAGCUGGACCCCAUCGACCCCAAGGACCUGCUGGAGGAAUGCCAGAUGGUCCUGCAGAAGCGGCCGCCCCGGUUUCAGCGGGACUUUGUGGACCUGAAGGCAAGCGCCACCAGUAGCCACCGGCCCAUUCGGGUCAUGCAGUGGAACAUCCUUGCCCAAGCCCUCGGAGAAGGCAAAGACAACUUUGUUCAGUGCCCCAUGGAAGCUCUGAAAUGGGAAGAAAGGAAGUGCCUCAUCCUGGAGGAAAUCCUCGCGUACAAACCCGAUAUCUUGUGCCUGCAAGAAGUCGACCACUACUUUGACACCUUUGAGCCACUCCUCAGCCGGCUGGGCUACCAGUGUACUUUCUUCCCGAAGCCGUGGUCCCCGUGCCUAGACGUGGAGCAGAACAACGGGCCGGAUGGCUGCGCCUUGUUUUUCCUCAAAGACCGCUUCGAGCUCAUCAACAGCGCUAAUAUUCGGCUAACUGCAAUGAAGCUGAAAACCAACCAAGUGGCCAUAGCUCAGACACUGAAGUGUUAUGAAACUGGAAGACUGUUCUGCAUUGCCGUCACUCACCUGAAAGCCCGUACUGGCUGGGAGAGGUUUCGGUCUGCGCAAGGCUGCGAUCUUCUCCAGAACCUGAAGAAUAUUACCCAAGGAGCAAAGAUCCCUCUGAUAAUCUGCGGAGACUUCAACGCGGAGCCAACUGAAGAAGUCUACAAAGAAUUUUCCAACUCCAGCCUCAAUUUAAACAGUGCGUACAAGCUGCUGAGCCCCGACGGGCAGUCGGAGCCGCCAUACACCACCUGGAAGAUCCGGCCCUCGGGAGAGUGCCGGCACACGCUGGAUUACAUCUGGUAUUCGCAGCAUGCCUUGAACGUGAACUCGGCUCUGGACUUGCUGACUGAAGAGCAAAUUGGACCCAACAGGCUGCCAUCGUUCAAUUACCCUUCAGAUCACCUGUCCUUGGUGUGUGACUUUAGCUUUAAUCAAGACCCUGACAGACUGUUAUAAUUUUCUGGAAUGCCACCUGGUAUUGCAGUGUCUUAAUUCACCACUUUUCUUUAAAGAAAACUUUGGAAGCUGGAAACUAUUUAAGGAUGAGGAAAUACGGUUGACUGAGUACUGUUUUCAGGCAAUUUGGAAUUAACACUUGCCAUGCAGAGCUUGUUAAUCUGAAGCCUCCACGGGAGGAAGGAAGGAAGGAAGGAGGAGGUAGUGCCCUCGUUGUGUGUGUUCUUGCCGUGUCAGGGUUUGGAAGUUGGAAGGAAAAUAAGUUUCUCCUUUCGCUAACCCCUGUGUCUAAGGCUUUCAUCCUCUAAUGAAUAUGGAGGCUGUCAGUAUUUAAAUUAAAAAAUCACUUAUGUAUGUAAAACAACUUGCCCUGACAGCAUGCUUAUUUAUUUCAUGUUAAGCUUGUGCAAGUACCAAAGGAAAUGAAGCUUGACAACCCUUUUUAAAAAAAAAAUUUUGCAGUAUGAAGAAAGAUAAAUGUGUUUUAGACAUGAAGAAAUCUAAGCUCAUACUAGCAUUUUUUUUAUGACUUGAGAUAAAAAUUCUGUUAAAAAGAAAUGGAUAGUCAUUUCCCAAAGCAUAGCAUGAGGAAAGCCCCCUCCCGUAUAAGAGCAGAUGAGGAAAUGGAGGCUUACGACAGUACAUCAUCUAGUUAUAUCCUCACAUUUCCAGAAGAAUGUGCAUGUGUCUAGUAUACUCAUACAGCCCAUAGUAUACAUAGUAACUGGUACCUUGUUUCUUCUGUACUUCCCUUCAGUGGACACACCUAACCAGAGUGAAUUUUCUUGUCUGCUUCCAGUCUUACUUUUCUGAAUAUUUUGAAUUUGUAGUUUUGUCAGUCUUCCUGUUUCAGAAAAGGGCCAAUCUUCAUGUUGUAAAACUUUUUUAUUGAUCUUCAGAAUCUAAUGCUACACUGGAACCUGUUAGAAAAUGACAUUAAUUUAUUGCAAGAAGCUGGUGAUCCUGUGUCUGACUUGAAAUCGUAGAGCAGCUGUGUUUGGGAGCACCCCCAGGUCCUGCCAAAGUGCCCGGGCUGCACCAGCGCUGGCAGCAGAGCGACUUGCGGGUGGAGGGGUGCUCUGUGCCGUGGCGGAGGCCUCGGGCGUACGGACUGCGGACAGGGCGCUACGCAGGAGAAGGGGGAAGAGAGGAGAGUGCUCGGAGCAGCGCUGGUGUUAGACAGCUGGGGGACAUGAGGCAGAGCGAAUAAAGCAGUACUUCUGUGUAAGGUGAGGCCCGUAGUAACUAAGUGUUCCCAGGUGUUUGUUAAUAAAAGUGUUUUAAAAGAAA
This is a messenger RNA of Rhea pennata, 3080 nucleotides long. RefSeq names its product nocturnin (gene NOCT). The transcript is spliced from 2 exons. Gene Ontology annotation, biological process: circadian rhythm. NCBI's taxonomy places the organism in Eukaryota, Metazoa, Chordata, Aves, Rheiformes, Rheidae. Gene Ontology annotation, molecular function: poly(A)-specific ribonuclease activity. The record is from RefSeq and is a predicted model, not a curated record. Bases 693 to 1790 code for a protein of 365 amino acids.